Cylas formicarius (sweet potato weevil) is the source of this 2010-nucleotide messenger RNA. RefSeq names its product kinesin-like protein Klp10A. Lineage: Eukaryota; Metazoa; Arthropoda; Insecta; Coleoptera; Brentidae. The record is from RefSeq and is a predicted model, not a curated record. Gene Ontology annotation, biological process: microtubule-based movement. Gene Ontology annotation, molecular function: ATP binding; microtubule motor activity; microtubule binding. Bases 132 to 1889 code for a protein of 585 amino acids. The transcript is spliced from 7 exons.
GAUUUGACAAACGGUAAGGUCACUGUUACGCAUGCAACAAAAUUGACGUUACGCACGUUUCGUCCGGAACACCAAAUUCAAGCGAAAAUUUUAAAUGGGCGCGGGGUACGGUAGCCCAAGUAGGAGGGAAGAUGUUUCCGUAUCUUUUAGAAGAAACGAAAAAGUCGUCAAAACCCCCGUCACCGACUAGAAAAACCACGGAGGAAAGCAACUACAAAACCGGGAGCAGCCAUGUUCCCGUCAGAUUUUGCACCGUUACGCCUCGAUACAACGCGUCAACAUCGCCUCCUCCGAGUCCACCGAAAUCGCCUAGUCCGAAAAAAGGAUCCAGAACGCGUAGGGAGACCAUUUACGAUUACAAGUCGGAGGCUGCAAAAAAAGUCGAACAAAUCGCGAAAAACCGAGACGAACGAAGACAACGCCAGGCCGACGAGAAAGCGAUAAAGGACCAGCUCAUGCAUCUGGAGCAACACAAUCCGUAUUGGGAGUUUGCUCAGAUGAUCAACGAAUUCAGGAGCAGCGUUGAGUUCAAAGCCCUCAGGGAGACGGAUGCCGUCGUCGAAAAUCAAAUAACGGUUUGCGUGCGAAAAAGGCCGCUAAACGAAAAGGAAGAACGUAGGAAAGAAGUCGAUGUUAUAACAGUAAAUACCAAAAACCAAUUAAUCGUCCACGAGCCCAAACACAAAGUGGAUCUGACGAAAUAUUUGGAAAAUCAGCACUUCAGGUUCGAUUACGUGUUUGACGAAACUUGUACAAACGACGUUGUCUACAAGUUUACCGCCAAACCGUUGGUCAAGACGAUCUUCGAAGGCGGAAUGGCCACUUGCUUUGCGUAUGGACAGACCGGCUCGGGGAAAACCCACACAAUGGGUGGCGAAUUUAGAGGCAAAUUACAAAAUUUUAAAAGCGGAAUCUACGGCUUGGUUGCGUGCGACGUGUUCAAACUACUGAAUCAUCCGAAAUACGCGAAAAUGAAUUACAUAGUUUCCGCGAGCUUUUUUGAGAUCUACGGCAAAUUGGUGUUCGAUUUGCUCGCGAAGAAACAACGUCUGCGAGUCCUGGAAGAUGGCAAGCAGCAAGUCCAAGUCGUCGGCCUCACAGAAAGGGUAGUUAGCAGAGUAGAGGACGUGAUUGACCUGAUCCAGAAGGGGAGCUUGGAGAGAACUUCCGGACAGACGUCAGCCAACACCAAUUCUUCCAGAUCCCACGCGGUCUUCCAAAUUAUAUUACGCAAGGCUGGUUCAAGGGGCAUCGAAGGAAAAUUCUCGUUGAUUGAUUUAGCAGGCAAUGAGAGAGGUGCCGACACAAACAAAUCAAAUAGACAAACUCAAAUUGAAGGUGCAGAUAUUAAUAAAAGUUUACUAGCUCUGAAAGAAUGCAUUCGAGCAUUGGGCAGGAAAGGGGCCCAUUUGCCCUUUAGAGGAAGCAAGCUGACUCAAGUCCUUCGCGACUCCUUUAUAGGUGAUAAAUCACGAACGUGCAUGAUUGCUUUGAUUAGCCCUGGAAAUUUUUCCGUUGACCACUCUUUGAAUACAUUAAGAUACGCCGAUCGGGUUAAAGAAUUAAUUGCCACCGACUACAGUAAUGAUGACUCCAUUGAGAACAAUGAAGAUGAAGCGUCUGAAGACAAUAUAGACAUGGACGAUGAAGAAAAAAGGCUUCAGAUUUCGUCGAUGGAAUGGGAAAUUUUAGAGAGUAACAGACACGUUAUAGAGAGUUGCGUAUAUUUUCAUAAAAUUGCUUGUCAACUGUACCAGUCCAGUCAGAGUAAUAGUUUUGAUAAGCACAAUUAUGCGCUAAACUGGAAGAAUCUGCUCGGUGAAAUGAUUGAGAUUCAAAAUACUGCUCUGAACAAAGCAAAUGAAUUUUGUAAUAUUCUUGACUCUUAGGUCUGAAAACUUGGUGAAUGUAUAAAAAAAUCUUUUAUUUAUUUGAUAUAUUUAUUUAUUAAAUGACUUCCUUUCACUUGUGAAUUGUUGUCAUUUCCUUAAUUUGACUUGCAUUAUGAUU